AUGUCCCCAGCUUCAUCUUUGCGGAAGCCACUCUUCUACCUUGCUCUUUGGCACGCAGCCUUCUAUUUUGGCACAUAUUUUCUCCAGUCCCAGCCCGUCCAUUCAUCUGAAAUCAAGGACGACCACGCUCUUAACCCCGAGGACGACGACCGGUCCCAGUCGGACUCCUCGAGCGACGGCGUCCACGAGUUCAGCACUCGGGCCUGGUUCCUCGAGAACCCGGAGCCACCACGCCGAGCAGAGCUCCAGAUUGCCCUGGAUGGCUUCCACGAAGCCAUCUCAGCAAUACGGCCUAACCAGCUGCAGCAAUCGACCUUGGACCCGGCCCGUGUAGAAGCUGCCCGCCGCGGGGCCGUAAAUAUCUUCGCCCAGGACCAAUCAUCUCUAGAGCGCGCCGAAACUCUGCGCAUGGCUCAAGCCCACCACGGACAAUACUGGUGGAUCCCGUUUUGGGCCGUCCUGUACGAAGAGCAACUCGUACCGCAUGUAGUCCAGCGGAUGCUGCCUACCUACGCUGCGUCAAGCGGUUGA
This is a messenger RNA of Penicillium canariense, 531 nucleotides long. RefSeq lists its product as uncharacterized. NCBI's taxonomy places the organism in Eukaryota, Fungi, Ascomycota, Eurotiomycetes, Eurotiales, Aspergillaceae. The coding region runs from base 1 to 531 and encodes 176 amino acids. The transcript is spliced from 2 exons. The record is from RefSeq and is a predicted model, not a curated record.